CCCUUACACACACACACACACACAUGAUGGAGAGACCACAACGACCCACAACCCCAAACCAGGGUCACAACAGGAACAGAUCUCUGUCUCCAACACAAAGACCAGCUGGUGGAAACACAAUCAUAGAGGGUGAUCUGCAUGGUGAGACAAUGACGGUAACAGUGGAUCAGACAGAAGAUGGUCAUUUAGGCUUCAGCGUUCGUGGAGGAGCCGAGCACGGCCUCAACAUCUUUAUCAGCAAAGUGGAGUCCAACAGUGCUGCAGAGCAGGCAGGUCUAUGUGUUGGGGAUAAGCUCCUGGAGGUGAACGGUGUCAGUCUGGAGAACAUCAGCAUGAGCAGUGCUGUGAAAGUGCUGACCGGCCACCGUCGCCUCCGAUUGGUCCUCCAGAGAGUGGGGCGGGUCCCUGGGAUCAGAUACACCAAUGAGAAGACUACCUGGGUCGAUCUGAUCCACCGCAGGAUGGUGGUGGAGGAGGGGGACGUGUCUCUAUCAGACAGGCGCACAGACGGUGCUCUGUGUCGUACAGUUCACCUGAACACGUCUCUCUCUCAGCCCUGCCUCGGCCUCAACAUCCGCGGAGGAAGAGAGUACGGCUUGGGCAUCUAUGUUUCUAAGCUGGAUCCAGGAGGAUUGGCUGAGCAAGGAGGGAUUAAGAUGGGGGACCAGAUCCUGUCAGCCAAUGGGGUGAGAUUUGAGGAUAUCUCGCAUAGUAGAGCCGUGGAAGUCCUGAAGGGACAACGUCACCUCACACUGACUAUCAAGGAAACAGGAAGAUACCCAGUUUAUCAGGAGCUAGUGGCAGAGUACAGCUGGCGUGAUAAACGAGGCAGUAAAGGGUUCCGUUCCUUGUCACGGGGGUCGGAUUCGUCCUCCUCGGCCUCCUCUCUGUCCUCUGGAACCCCCCUCAGCUCUGUGGCUGGUCUGUCCCAGGCCACGCUGCCCCUCUCUCUGCCCCUCAGGUCCAGCUUCUCAGAGGGCCAGUUCCACACAGACCUCCUUGAAAAUGACUUCCACACUGAGACCAGUCUGAGCCGUGGCCCAACGGAGCUCCUGCAGGACUCGGCUAUACGUAACGACGGAGGAGCAGGAGGAGGAGGAGGGGGAGGAGGAGGAGGAAGAGUCGACCGAAGAGAGGGGAGGAAAACAUCUCUCCUGAUGGCACUAAGCCGACCUAGUCCACCCAUCCGCAGGACCCAAAGUCACAUGACCAUCUCAGAAGAAGAACAGAGGAAACAAAAGAAGCAGAAGGAAGGAAGAGAAGAAGGUGGGAUCUCUUUGCAGCGUUCCAAAACCUUCCUCGGCCUGUUUCGGAAGAGGAGCUCAUCUAGGGAGCGUUCCAAAUCACCAUCCCGAGCUGAGCUCCCCUAUGGUACGACGGGCAGCAGGUCAUCCGAUCUCCAAUCAUCAUCCGAGGAAGUUCUCACUCAAGUGGAGGAAAUGGCCACGAAGCUGCUGGAGGAGGAAGACGUAGCCGUGCUCAAGGAGAUCUGCAAGCGGUAUGUAGUGGAGCGUGAGUUGAAUUCUCUAGUGCGCCCCCUGCUGAGCAUCCUGGAUGGACCGGAGAAACUCCUGUUACUGAGGGAGAUCAGAAUGCUUGUUCCUAAGGAGGAUCUUCAGCAGUUUAACGACCAGGUCAAACUCUUCGAGGAGGAAGCCUACGACAUAUUAAAGACACGCUCUCGACGAUCUUCCCCUCUGCGCUCUCCCAAGGCAGGCCACGCCCCCAAGCGCCACCUCAUCACACCUGUACCAGACCAGCAGGGUGGAUUCGAGCUCCAGGCAGCCGAGGACGUGGAGAGACAGAAUCGGCUGCUGGAGCAGUUACAGCGUCUUCGCACGUCUCUGGCACAAGAUAAGACGGAGGAACCUACCCGAGUGUCCUUCACUCCUCUGCUGGAUAUCCCCGUAGACUCGUAUUCUCACCCAGAAUCCUUCAAACCUCCUAGAUCGUCUCCUAAAAUCCCAAACUGGCUACUGACUCAAGACUCGCUCUCUCCUCCUACCACGUCCCGCGAGCUCACACCAGAUCCGGAAAACGCCACCUUGAGAAGGGGGAGGUCCCCGUCUCGAAACGGACACUCGGAAAUCAAAGCUAAUAAGAAAGAAAAAGCAGGACAGGAUGUUUUCUUCGUAAACACCCCUCGUCACAGAAGGCCACUACUCUCUCAGGUUUUUGCUCCACUUAUGAGAACACAGAGCUCUGCAGCGCCCUCUGUGGGACAAGGUGAGGAAACCCAGGCUCAUGAGCGCCAUUGUGAUCAGGAGUACAAACUCCAAACCGUCUGCAUCAGCAAAACCAAGCAUUCUCUGGGGAUCAGUAUCUCAGGUGGUGUGGAGUCCAAAGUGCAGCCUGUGGUCAAAAUCGAGAAGAUAUUUCCAGGAGGCGCUGCGUCUACUAACAACAUGCUGAAGGCUGGCUUUGAGCUGGUGUCAGUAGAUGGCGUAUCUCUGCAGGGUAUCGCGCAUCAGGACGCAGUGGAAAUCAUUCGCCAAGCUUUCAGCAACAAACACACCGACCCCAUGGAGCUGGUGGUGAAGGUUCCUAAACACUCCUGA
Molecule: messenger RNA, 2558 nt
Organism: Tachysurus vachellii
Lineage: Eukaryota; Metazoa; Chordata; Actinopteri; Siluriformes; Bagridae
Gene: pdzd7b
Product: PDZ domain containing 7b
Exons: 15
Coding region: 24-2558 (844 amino acids)
Biological process (GO): auditory receptor cell stereocilium organization; sensory perception of sound
Cellular component (GO): plasma membrane; cilium; stereocilia ankle link complex
Molecular function (GO): protein binding
Source: RefSeq, a predicted model, not a curated record